AGAAAAUUCCAGGUAUAACCUCAAUAUAUGGAAAAGCCACCCAUUUGGCCGCCUAGUCGUAAAAUCAGAAGCUGCAGGCAUGCCGAAAACGAAGAAAAUGGUUCAAAUGAAUGCAGCCUAGCCGACCAAGACAACAACGAGUUAAGUUGAAGAUUUAUUUAUUUUAUUUUUCUAUCAUUGUGGUCUUUAAUUCACUAUUCCUUAAAGUUGAAAGUUCGAGUUUUUUAUGAUUGAAACCAUGUUUUAUUCCUUCUCCAUUAGAGGUGGGAUUGCAGGGAUUUCACCAGCAUCUCAAUGUCUCAGCUUUAUUCAAAACUAUGCAAAAAAUUCAUUAUCUUCUAGAUUCAUUUCAAAGAUUCCAAGCUAUGAACCCUCCUUUACAGUUUCUUAUCUUAUAAACUCUUGUGGGUUCUCUCCAGAAUCUGCUUUCUCAGUUUCUGAAACAGUCCACUUUGAAUCCCCCCAAAAGCCUGACUCUGUAAUUGGCUUCCUCAAGAACCAUGGCUUUUCACAAUCUCAAAUCAGAAGCCUCAUUAAUAGGAGACCUAAAUUGCUUUUGGCAAAUCCUGAUAAAUCCCUUUUGCCUAAAUUCCAAUUCUUUUACUCCAAAAGGAUUUCAAGUUCUGAGCUUAGAAGAAUCUUAUCUUUAAACCCUCAUGUUUUAGAAUAUGAUUUAGCUAACAGAAUUGUCCCCAGUUUCAAUUUCUUUAAGGAUUUAACUCAGUGUAGUGAUGAUAAGGUUUUUCUGGCUUACAAGAAUUGUUCAGGCAUUCUUACACGUAAUUUAGAGUUCAUUUUCACUCCGAAUCUCGCAAUUUUGCGAGAAAAAGGGGUUCCUGAAUCGGUUCUUAUGAAUAAACUACUUGUUCACCCAAGAAUCUUUGCUGUGAAUCCUGAAAAUUUCAGAAGAGCAACUGAAGAAGUAAAGAAAUUGGGUUUUAAUCCUUUACAGCAGCUUUUCCUUGUAGCUCUUCAAGCUUUGAUACAAAUCAGCAAAUCAACAUGGGAAAGGAAAUUCAAUGUUUUUAAGCAAUGGGGUUGGUCCGAUGAAGAUAUUGUUUCUGCUUUUGAGAAGUAUCCUAGGUGUAUGCUCUUUUCCGAGCACAAGAUCUCUGAGAAUAUGGAUUUCUUUGUCAAUACAAUGGGGUGCAAAUCUUCGUAUAUUUCAAACCAUCCGGUUCUUCUUUCGUAUAGCUUGGAGAAGAGAAUUAUCCCUAGGUGUUCAGUUCUUAAGGCUCUGUUAUCCAAAGGUUUGAUCGAGAAGUUCAAUGUUAAUUCUAUAAUGGUGUGUACUGAAAAAGUGUUCCUCCAGAGAUUUGUGACCCCUUUUGAGGAUCCUUAUUUUUUGAAGUUAUAUGAGGAGAAGCAGACUCUAACAUUAGAUACCAUGGACAAAUGCGACUUUCAUGUUUUGAGGUAGAUUUGAAUUUUCUUUGUUUAAAACUGAUAUAUGAUUAGUUUAGCUUUUUCAGCCGUUAAUCAUUCUGUACAGUGAUUAACUAUCACAUCUGUGUUUAAUUUAUUCUUCCUAGUUUGUAUGCCUUUACUAGAAUGGUUGGAAAAUAGGGGCUGAAAUAGUUUAUCAUGA
Molecule: messenger RNA, 1588 nt
Organism: Gossypium raimondii (Peruvian cotton)
Lineage: Eukaryota; Viridiplantae; Streptophyta; Magnoliopsida; Malvales; Malvaceae
Exons: 1
Coding region: 227-1420 (397 amino acids)
Biological process (GO): chloroplast organization; regulation of DNA-templated transcription
Cellular component (GO): chloroplast
Molecular function (GO): double-stranded DNA binding
Source: RefSeq, a predicted model, not a curated record